Molecule: messenger RNA, 988 nt
Organism: Salvia hispanica
Lineage: Eukaryota; Viridiplantae; Streptophyta; Magnoliopsida; Lamiales; Lamiaceae
Product: transmembrane emp24 domain-containing protein p24beta3-like
Source: RefSeq, a predicted model, not a curated record
GUCCUCCACGUCAGAGCUUCAUAUUAUCAUUACACGGCUCCGCUGAGUCAAAAUUUUGGCAUCGGAAUCGUCGAGUUCAAUGAAGACAACUGGAGGUAAUCCGAGGUGCGGCGGGGCAGCCUAUGCCUUUCUAGGCCUCCUUCUUCUCACCACGCUCACCCAUGUUUCCGCGCUAUCGGUCACCGUAAACGACGUCGAAUGCAUUUACGAGUACGUCUUGUACGAAGGCGACACCGUUUCAGGCAAUUUCGUCGUCGUCGAUCACGAUAUUUUCUGGAGCUCCGAUCAUCCCGGCAUCGACUUCACGGUAACAUCACCAGCAGGAAAUAUUGUGCACACUUUGAAAGGAACAUCUGGGGACAAGUUUGAGUUUAAGGCCCCUAGAAGUGGAAUGUACAAAUUUUGUUUCCACAAUCCUUAUUCGACACCAGAGACAGUCUCUUUCUACAUUCAUGUCGGCCAUAUUCCCACUGAACAUGACCUUGCGAAGGAUGAACAUUUGGACCCCAUUAAUGUCAAACUUGCUGAACUGAAGGAAGCUUUAGAAUCUGUAACUGCCGAGCAGAAGUAUUUGAAAGCCCGUGAUAGUCGUCAUCGUCAUACAAAUGAGAGUACGAGAAGGCGCGUCAUAUUUUACACAGUUGGGGAAUACCUCUUGCUUGCACUAGUAAGCGGACUUCAGGUUGUCUACAUACGUCGCUUGUUUAGUAAAUCAGUUGCAUACAACCGUGUUUGAUCAAACUGCUAGCGACUUUCCUCUCCUCAAAUCUGGUUUGAUUGUUCGCUCGGCUGGGGAAGAUGAUGUUUGGUGCGGUUUGUACAACAGAAAUGGUUUCUAUUUAACUGCCCUUGUUGUUUGAAAUUAUUGAGCAAACUCGAUUUAGUUAGAGAAUCUCAUUAAUGUAAUUUCUUUGAAUUAGUUGUCGAAUGAUUUUUGCUUGUCCUAUACUGAGGAUUUUAAUUUAGUGAACCUAUUUAAAUUUCUUCA